Molecule: messenger RNA, 3834 nt
Organism: Oncorhynchus tshawytscha (Chinook salmon)
Lineage: Eukaryota; Metazoa; Chordata; Actinopteri; Salmoniformes; Salmonidae
Product: ubiquitin carboxyl-terminal hydrolase 2
Exons: 13
Coding region: 460-2253 (597 amino acids)
Biological process (GO): protein deubiquitination
Cellular component (GO): cytoplasm
Molecular function (GO): cysteine-type deubiquitinase activity
Source: RefSeq, a predicted model, not a curated record
ACAGUCGUUAUGCUUUUUACAUUUUUUUUUUUAUAGAUGAACCUAAAAUACUGACAACUUGCUGACUGGAGACCUGUAGUGAAUGAUCACUUGGACCUAUUUCUGUGCCUGUCAAGUGAUGCAGUUGAUGAGGAGGCAUGAGGUGUAGCCUAGGCUACUGUAGGCUACCGGUAGAUUGUUUUGUUAUGGGAUGUUUUGCUCCUCCCAUAAAGCGGUGUUGUUUUAAUUCAAUUCCUUGAAUUCUGUGUAAAUUGAAGAGGAUAAUUGGACAUGAUCAAACCAGCAAUGUUAGAAAAUGUCUGAUCAGUGAGAGGUCCCUGUGACUGUGAAUGGGUCUGUGAAAUACAUUAGGAUGAGCGGGCUCCACUCCAUCGCUGCCUGCGUGGACUGAGAGACACCGCCCUAUACACAGCAGUCGAUGCGGUCUUCCACUGCAUCACCCGUGGCUGACAAUCCAGCAUGUCUCGCGUCUCCACCACCGCCAAGCGUUACACAGGCUCCUCCUAUACCAGUGCCUAUAGCUCCUAUGGCUCCUCCCUGACGCCCUCCUCCCUCAGCUCCUACACCUCCGACCGGGACAGGCUGACCUCCUACAGGAGCAACGCUGCCUCCUCCUCGGGCUACUCCUCCUCCAGCUACCUGAGCAGCGCCGCCAGCCGCGCCCGCAACUACAGCACCUCCUCGGAGCUCGACCGGGGCCGGCCCAUCCCCCGCACUGACCUCCUGAGCAGCAGCAGCCGGCGCAGCGAGAGCCUGAGCCGCACCCCGGUGAAGACCUAUGGCUCGUCGGGCCUGAGCGGCGGCUCCGGUUACACUGGCUACAGCAGCUACUCCUCGUCCACCACGCCCAGCCGCUCCAGCUACCUCUCCUCGUCGCCCGGGGCCUCCAGCAUCUCUCUCAGCCGCCGGAGGUCGUCGAGCCAGAGUGACCUGACGCGGGACCUGUCGUCCCUGGGCCUCACCGAGCCCACGUCCCCCUCCUCCUCCUCCUCCAGCGCCCUGAGGGGUUACCGGAGCAGGGCCAGCGAUGUGGCCGACUCCUACAACAGCAGCCUGCAGAGCUCCAGCUAUGGCCUGUCCCACAGCGCUACGCAGGAGGCCUUGAGCAGCAGCAACCUAAAGAGCGGUGGUGGUAGCCGCUUCACCUCCUCCUAUGAGAGGAGCGACAGCAGCAGCAAUGGACGAUCCAGCUCCCCCACCAGGGACUCCCUGAACUCCAAGAGCACCCAGGGCCUGGUGGGCCUACGGAACCUGGGAAAUACCUGCUUCAUGAACUCCAUCCUGCAGUGUCUCAGCAACACGCACAACCUCCGGGACUACUGUCUGCACAACUCCCACCGACGCGACCUUAACAAAAACAGCCGCACCAACACUGGGGCCCUCAUGGAGGAAUUUGCCAAGCUCCUCCAGACCAUGUGGACGUCCUCGAGCAGCGAGGCGGUCGGCCCCUCAGAGUUCAAAACUCAGAUCCAGAGAUACGCCCCCCGAUUUGUGGGAUACAACCAACAGGACGCCCAGGAGUUCCUGCGCUUCCUGCUGGACGGGCUGCACAACGAGGUAAACCGGGUCACGGUGCGGCCGCGGGGCAGCUCGGAGGACUUUGACCACCUGCCUGACCGAGAGAAAGGGGAUAGAAUGUGGAGCAAGUACCUGGAGAGAGAGGACAGCAAAGUAGUGGACCUGUUUGUGGGUCAGCUGAAGAGCUCAUUGACAUGCAGCACAUGUGGCUACUGCUCCACUGUUUUUGACCCCUUCUGGGAUCUCUCGCUACCCAUCGCCAAGAAGGGCUACGGAGAAGUGAGUCUGAUGGACUGCGUGAGUCUCUUCACCAAAGAGGAUGUGCUCGACGGAGAUGAAAAACCAACGUGCUACAGGUGUAAAGCCAGAAGACGAUGCACAAAGAAGUUCACUGUACAGAAAUUCCCCAAGAUCUUAGUGCUUCAUCUGAAACGCUUCUCUGAAGCGCGGAGAACCAGCAAACUGUCCACAUUUGUCAACUUCCCCAUGGAGAAACUGGACCUCAGGGAGUUUGCCUCGGAAAACAGCAUAAAUGCAGUUUAUAACCUGUACGCAGUGUCCAAUCACUCAGGCACGACCAUGGGCGGCCACUACACAGCGUACUGUCGCAACCCCACCUCGGGAGAAUGGUACACGUUCAAUGACUCCAGAGUAUCGCCAAUGUCCUCCAGCCAAGUGCGCAGCAGUGACGCCUACGUGCUGUUCUACGAGCUGGCCUCCUCCUCGCGGAUGUGAGGGCCUCCCGGAGGAGGAGGUGGAGGGCACUGCGGGCGGCGGGAGGGAGGAGGAGGAGGUGGAGGGCACUGCGGGCGGGAGGAGGUGGAGGGCACUGCGGGCGGUGGGCGGGAGGAGGAGGAGGUGGAGGGCACUGCGGGUGGAAGGAGGAGGAGGGCAAAGCCAGGCCCUUUAGGACUAAUCACAUCCACAAGAGGCUACUUCUCCCCCUCCCCAACUCCAUCCACAACAGAGAGGCUACUUCUCCCCUCCCCAACUCCAUCCACAACAGAGAGAGGCUACUACUCCCCCUCCCCAACUCCAUCCACAACAGAGAGAGGCUACUACUCCCCCUCCCCAACUCCAUCCACAACAGAGAGAGGCUACUACUCCCCCCUCCCCAACUCCAUCCACAACAGAGAGAGGCUACUACUCCCAACUCCAUCCACAACAGAGAGAGGCUACUUCUACUGCUGGACGUCCACCCUCAGACUAUGGAAAAACUACAGGAAUCUGUCAUCUUUGCAGUUGCUGUUCAACCCAGCCCUCCUCACUCUCUUUUCUCUCUGCCGCAUCGCUCUCUCUCUGCUCUUGGAGAGCAGGGUGGUCGGAGGAGUCGGCCUGUGCUUGUGUGGUGCGUGUGUGUGUGUGUGUGUGUGUCUCAGAGAGUAUGUGUGUUAGGUUAAGACAGGGGAGCAUCACCAGGCAAUAAAAAACAAUCGUCUCCGUCUCCGAAGUCCCUCUCAAUGCACUACAACAAACCAAACUCAACUCUCGUCCCGACCGCACCUUCUUCUCUUCUUGUUCGAGAUCGCCUCAAUAUUAAAAGACAUUGUUAAAAAUUUUGUUUUGGGAUUUUCUUGUUGAUUUUUGUAUUGGUAUUACCAACAUCAUCACGGUGGAAGAUUAACUGAACUGUGUUGCUGUGGCAGCGCCCCCUGCUGACAGGUUGGAGUAGAACAAUAUGGAGCUGUCAGAAAGUCUUCUUACCACACCGCUCACACAAACCUGAGUGCCCCCUCCUGCCGACACACUGCAAUGUCUCAUCCCAGUUUCUCUGUUCAGCUGUGUACAGUACUACUCUGUCCUCUCACUGCUGCUCUCUCUCUCUCUUUCUCUCCUUGUCCUGCAUCUUCCUCUCUGAAGGUGUGGGGCAGGUUGUCCUCUUGAGAGUGCUACGUGUUCAGAGGAUGCCCUGUACCUUGUGUUAUUUUCUUCAGUGUGGCUGCGACUGAUGUUUUAAAGUGCUGUGAAUGAAAGGACGAUCCCGUAGGAAGUCACACUAUUGAUCACAAUCUUGUCCGUAUGGAUUUGUUCAUCCUCAAUUGUCAUGCCACUGAACAACACGGGAAGAAUGUUUUCACACAAAAAAAAAACAUAUCUGUAUAUUUUUAUAUUCUGAUGCAAUAUAGAGAAUGUACUUUUACAGUGGUGCUGAAAAGACCUGUUAGUGUUUUCAGUUAAUUUAACAGGUGAAGGAGAAAGGCUCUUAAUUAUGCUUACAGGUGACUUACAUGUGAUACGAGUCGUACUUUUUAACAGUGGCAGUCAAAACACAUGAAUUUAUUAUAUAUAUAUAUAUAUAAAUUAAUUUAAAGAAAA